UAUCUUACGCGUUUAAAAAAAAAAAAAAUGAAGAUAAUGUCGGAAUAUAUACCUCUAGAAAUUCAAGAAGAAAUCUUGAAAAGGCUUCCUUUGAGGCCGUUAAUCAGUUGCCGGUCUGUUUCAAAACCAUGGAAGCGUUUGAUCGACAGUCCCGAUUUCAUUAUUUCUUACGGUGUUCGUCAUCCUCAGCCCCAUGGAUUUAUUGUAAGGUAUUCGGUUACUUAUGAUCCCGAUGACGUCAGAUAUCUAAAUUUAGUUGAUAGCAAUAAUGAUGAUAGUUUUGCCAAACAACCUUUUCUUCCCCCAAUUCCCGAUCUCUUUAAGAUUUAUAAGUACGACCCGACUGUAGUCGGUAGCUGUAACGGUUUGCUGUGUUUUAUCGGACAUAACGAAUAUCCCGAUGAGGAUUCCUCUUGCGUAGAAAUGGCUCUUCUUUGGAAUCCAUCAGCUAAAAAAUCUGUUGGUGUUCAAGUGCCAUCUAUGUAUAAUAAUAAAGACUUUGAUAAUUUUGAUGUUGUUAUUGGUUUUGGGGUUUGUCCUCUGACUUGUGAUCCUACUAUUAUCAAAUGUUGUAAGAAGAAAAUUAAAAAUAUGUUUAGCAUUACCGUCCCUUGGAGAGUUCGAGUUUUCACUUUGAGCACUCGGACUUGGAGUAUUCUAUCUACCAAACGGCCCCGCAAUUCAGUUAAACUUGAAUGGCCUCAGGUUGUUAUCGAUAGGUUUAUCUAUUGGGUUGCUUCUGAUAUGCUUGUUACUAAACAUGGCCGAUCUCAAUCACCUUUUUUGAUCAUGUCAUUUGAUUUGACUACCAAAGCAUUUAAAGAGAUAAAUCUCACCGAUAGUUUAACAAACCCGAGUUGUACGAUUCAGACUAUAUCUAAGCUACAUGAGUCUCUUGUUCUACUUGAAUGCCAUCGAGAGGUUGAGGAAGUUUGUUGUUUGUGGAUGAUGAAGGAGCAAGGUGUUAAUAGAUCGUUUACAAAGCUAUACAACAUCAACGUGCCACAUGCCUCAAUAGUGACAUUACUAGGAUUUAGGCGGACCGGUGAAAUUAUACUCGCAACAAAAUCUCAACAAGGAUACGAAGCCAAACUUGAAAUGUACGAUCCUAACUCAGAAGUCAUUGAUGAUCUUCGCAUUAACGGAGACCAUGAUUCCUUCUUUAUGUGCUCUUAUAUGGACUCCCUGCUUUUGGUUGAUCAGAUAAAUGAAUUUGUAUAUUAAUCCAGUAACUAAUCUCAAAUAGAUGAUCGCAUUAAAAGCCGCGGGGUGGAUCAACCAACUAAUGUACUACACGUCUACAACACGGAGAGACAACUUGUCAUUGGUUAAGACUCAAUCAUAUCAUCUGCAUGAUGAGGCUUCACCGAUCCAUCAGAAAACCGAUGGUUGCGUUCAUGGUAUGCUUGAAAAGUCCAUGUAAGAACUAAAAACACCAUAACAAUCGAUAGAAACACUAGACCUGCCCACACGAUCUUUACGUCUCUUUUUACUGGUUUGCAAUGGUUCUCAACGAUUUCAGAGAAUGCAUCUUUCACUGUUUGACAGUUAAGGAGGCCUUCCAUUCCUGGAUAGGAAUUUAAAAGUAUUUGGAUUGAGCUUGUAUAUGCUACAGCUGUCCUGAAGUCAUUUCCUGAGAUGGGAAUCCCUCCAUUGCAGAUUCCGUCCACUGGAUCAACACAUGUGAUCAACUUCAAUAACUUCAAGAAAAAAAAAAAAAAAAAAGUGUAAGUUAUGAUAGAAAAGAAAUGAACAGAUUGUUUUAUGCAUGUUUGAGGUGGAAAUCUGGAAAUGAAGUAUUUUGACUGUCUUUUGCAUGUUCUCGAGUUGGAAAGAAAGUUGUGUGUUGUACCUCAGGAAUGUCGCCUAUUUUGAUAUUGUUUUCUGAACAGUUGUUUGGUUGGUAAUUGUACUCUGGUGGUCCAGAGAAUGGAUUGCAUACUCCAAAAGACGAUGAAUCUUGUUGUAUUCUAGAGAUAUUCGCAUUCACCUGCAACAUUUUCGAACAGUUGUUUUGUUAGAAAUUUGCAACUACUAUUGAUUUAAGUGUUGAACAUGAUUGUCCUUCAACCCAAAA
Molecule: messenger RNA, 2077 nt
Organism: Erigeron canadensis
Lineage: Eukaryota; Viridiplantae; Streptophyta; Magnoliopsida; Asterales; Asteraceae
Product: F-box protein CPR1-like
Exons: 2
Coding region: 28-1224 (398 amino acids)
Molecular function (GO): protein binding
Source: RefSeq, a predicted model, not a curated record